Molecule: messenger RNA, 642 nt
Organism: Alternaria incomplexa
Lineage: Eukaryota; Fungi; Ascomycota; Dothideomycetes; Pleosporales; Pleosporaceae
Exons: 3
Coding region: 1-642 (213 amino acids)
Biological process (GO): late endosome to vacuole transport via multivesicular body sorting pathway; vesicle budding from membrane
Cellular component (GO): ESCRT III complex; multivesicular body
Source: RefSeq, a predicted model, not a curated record
AUGGGCAACUCAACCAGCGCGAACAAGAUUUCAGCCCAGGAUAAGGCGAUCCUGGAUAUGAAGAACCAGCGCGAUAAGCUACGACAGUACCAGAAGCGCAUCACCGUCCUGACCGAUCGCGAGAAGGAGAUCGCCAAAGAGUGCUUAGCCAAAGGCGAUACGAAUAAGGCGAAGCUAGCGCUGAGGAGAAAGAAGUACCAAGAGGGUCUCUUAUCCAAGACUGAUGCUCAGCUAGCGCAGCUCGAGAUCCUGACGAGUGAUGUCGAAUUCGCUCUAGUCCAGAAGGAUGUCCUGUUCGGUCUGCAACAGGGAACGGCAGUGCUCAAGGAGAUACACAAGGAGAUGGGCGGCAUAGAGAACGUGGAGAAGUUGCUGGGCGAGAACGAAGAGGCUCGGGCUUAUCAAGAGGAAAUCAGCGAACUCCUCGCGAACAAAAUGUCGAACCAAGACGAAGACGAAGUUGAAGACGAGCUCGAUGCUCUCGAAGCCGAGGUCAACGGCACCGUGCCUGCACUGCCCGACGCGCCCGUUGCCCAACCACAGUUCACACCCGAAGAGAAGGCGCAGAUGGCCAAGGACAGAGCGGCGAGAAGGGCGAGGGAAAGGGCUGCCGAGCAGGCAUCGCAGCCCAUGCUGGCAUGA